GGGCGACAGGCAUCGGGCCCCCAGGAGGGGCGACAGGCAUCGGGCCCCCAGGCGGAGCGGGGCGCGCCGGACCCCCAGGCGGAGCGACAGGUCUCGGGCCCCCAGGCGGAGCGGCGGGGCGCCGGACCCCCAGGCGGAGCGACAGGUCUCGGGCCCCCAGGCGGAGCGGCGGGCGCCGGACCCCCAGGCGGAGCGACAGGUCUCGGGCCCCCAGGCGGAGCGGCGGGCGCCGGACCCCCAGGCGGAGCGGCGGGGCGGGCCGGACCCCCAGGCGGAGCGACAGGUCUCGGGCCCCCAGGCGGAGUGACAGGUCUCGGGCCCCCAGGCGGAGCGGCGGGCACCGAGUCACCAGGCACGACAGUGGGCUCCGAGUCAACUGGCAUGACCGCUGGCACUGGGUCAGACAUUGGAUCGUCUGGCUGGACAGCGGGCAUUGGGUCACCAGGCAUCAGGUCAUUUGGCUCGACAGUGGGCACCGCGUCAUCUGGCAAGGCAGUGGGCUCCGAGUCAACUGGUAUGACCGCAGGCACUGGGUCAGACAUUGGAUCGUCUGGCUGGACAGCGGGCAUCGGGUCACCAGGCAUCAGGUCAUUUGGCUCGCCAGCGGGCACCGCGUCAUCUGGCAAGGCAGUGGGCUCUGAGUCAACUGGUAUGACCGCAGGCACUGGGUCAGACAUUGGAUCGUCUGGCUGGACAGCGGGCAUCGGGUCACCAGGCAUCAGGUCAUUUGGCUCAACAGCGUUCACCGCGUCAUCUGGCAAGACAGUGGGCACCAAGUCACCCGGC
Messenger RNA from Staurois parvus, 786 nucleotides. Lineage: Eukaryota; Metazoa; Chordata; Amphibia; Anura; Ranidae. The record is from the annotation of a GenBank genome assembly.